Cannabis sativa is the source of this 1942-nucleotide messenger RNA. Its product is annotated as dof zinc finger protein DOF2.4. The transcript has 2 exons. Gene Ontology annotation, biological process: regulation of DNA-templated transcription. Bases 364 to 1581 code for a protein of 405 amino acids. Gene Ontology annotation, molecular function: DNA binding; DNA-binding transcription factor activity. NCBI's taxonomy places the organism in Eukaryota, Viridiplantae, Streptophyta, Magnoliopsida, Rosales, Cannabaceae. The record is from RefSeq and is a predicted model, not a curated record.
AUACAAGGAUGAUGAUAUAUAUAUAAAUGAUAAGAAUUUUUAAGCACUAAAAACUGCAGUACACAGCAUCCAACAAAGAAAGCUUAUAUGUUAAGAAAAAAAUUGCCACUGAUCAUCAAAACCCUAAAAAUAUAAUAAAACAAAAAGAGGAUGAGAAUAAAAAAGCAAAUAAAUAUACAAAAGCCUCUCCUAGCUUUCCUCCCUCUCUCUUUAAUUCUCUUUUCUCUUUCUCUCUUUGCUUUCUCUCUUUCUUUCUUUCUUUCUUGGCUCUGGUAGUAUUCCCUUGGGUGUGAUUCUCCACCAUAUUUUCCUAAAGAGCAAUCAAACUUUAUAAAAGAAAAAAAGAAAAAAAUAAAUAAAACCAUGGUUUUCUCAUCCAUUCCAGUAUAUUUAGAUCCUCCCAAUUGGCACGUCCAGCAACAAAAUCAUGAACAAUAUCAACAACACCAACAACAAUUAUCACGCCUUAUUUCACCUGAAAGCGGCAGAGGCGGUAGCGGCGGCCAGCUUCCUCCACUGCCGCCACCUGCCCAACUUAUUCCGUCACAUCAUGUUGGUGGUGGUGGUUCUGAUUCCCUUUCCAACGGAGGAACUGGGACAGGGUCGAUCAGACCAGGUUCCAUGGCUGACCGAGCCCGGUUAGCGAAAAUACCACAGCCCGAGACAGCUCUCAAGUGUCCACGAUGUCAAUCCAGCAAUACAAAGUUCUGUUAUUUCAACAACUACAGUCUCACUCAGCCCCGCCACUUCUGCAAGACGUGUCGCCGCUACUGGACCAGAGGCGGCGCCCUCCGCAACGUUCCAGUCGGCGGGGGUUGCCGAAGAAACAAGAAAACAUCUAAAAGCAGCAGCAGGGGCUCGAAGUCUCCAGCUGGCAAUAAUUCAGGUGAUCAGAACAAGCAAACAGCGGCUGGUUCGUCUUCUUCGACCUCGACUGGUGGGGGCGGCCUAAUUAGUCCCUCAGCAGAUCCGAUGAGUGGUCAUAAUAAUAAUAAUAACAACACCUCCUCGUUCUUGGCCUCUAUGCAAAACCUAACCCGAUUCGGCUCUGGAAACUUGGGCUUAAACUUUACUGCGAAUAAUAACAACAAUAAUAAUGAUCAUCAUCAGAUCCAAGCUGGUGGGAGUGAUUUAGGGUUUCAGAUAGGAUCGGAAGUUGUGGAUCAGUGGCGUUUGCAGCAAUUCCCUCUAAUGGGCGGUGGUCAUCAUGACUUUGAGUCACACCCAGGUAAUAAUAACUUAUACCCUUUUCAAGGCAGUAGUGGUACCAGUGGUAUGGUCGAGGUUGGAGAUAAUCAUGAUGACCAUCAAAUGAGUCAUGAUCAUAGCAAUAUGAUGUUUAGGUCUAGGGUUUCACAGUUAAUCCCUCAAGUGAAAGUUGAAGAUCACCGGGGUAAUCAAUUAUUAGUCGGUGGCGGUGGGCUUAAUCUUUUACGACCUAAUUUGGGUCUUUCAUCAUCAGAAAAUAAUAACUACUGGGGGCCGAGUAAUGGUAAUACAGCUAGCUCUACACAGUGGACAGAUUUAUCAACUCUCAACACUACUAAUAUCAAUACUUCCACAACCCAUCCUCUCUUGUAAGUACUUUCGUUUGGAUUAUAUGUUGGAUAAAACCACAUCCAGCUUAGAGAUCUCUCUCGACGGAUAAUCAUCAUCUCAUCUUCAUCUUUAUGUGUCAAAAAAUUAUCAGUACUCGAAAUCAAAUUUUAUAAUUUGGUUGUCUUGUGUGUAUUUGUGUCGACUCUCUUAUAUAUACUAUAUUAUUAUAAAUUUGUUUGAUUAUAAUUAGUUUUAUUGUGAUAUAUAUGAUGGAGUUUGAGUAGUAUAGUAGUAGUACAUUGAGUACGGUCAUCGUGGGUUUGUUUGUAGUAAUAUAUAUAGUAGUAGCUAUAGUAUAUCGUGUCCUGUAAGUUAGAUAUUAUAUGGGGUUGACAAGUAUUAA